AUGCCCUCUCUUUCUCUCUCUCUCUUUUUCUCUCUCUCUUUCUCUCUCUCCCCUCUUUCUAUCUCUUUUUCACUCUUUUCUUUCUCUCCCGCUAGAUCUUUAUUUCUCUCUUUUCUUUCUCCCUCUCUUUCUCUAUUUUUCUUUCUUUCUCUGUCGUUUUUUCUUUGUCUGACUUUUCUUUUUCUCUCUAUCUCCCUCUCUCUAGAUCUUUCUUUCUGCCUUUCCUUUCUCCCCCUCUUUCUUUUUCUUUCUCUCUCUGUCGCUUUUUCUUUUACUCGCUUUUUCUUUCUUCAUCUUUCUCUCUCUGUCUCCUUUUCUUUCUCUAUCUCUUUUUCUUUCACUCUCUCUUUGUCUUCAUUUCUUUCUCUCUAUCUCUCUCUUUCACUCUGUUUCUUUAUCUUUAUCUUUCUCCUUCUCUCUUUUUGCUCUCUCUCUCUCUUUAUUUUUUCUUUCCCUCUCUCUCUCUCUCUUUCCCUCUCUCUCUCUCUCUUUCUUUCUCUCUCUUUCUCUUUUUCUUUCUAUCUCUAUCUCUAUCUUUCUUUUUCUCUUUUUUUCUCUUUCUGUGUGCGAUCAUCAUGUGGUCUCGUGCCAAAGGAAAUUUUAAUAAAUAACUAUCGAGCCAUCUAUGUUUUUUUCUGCACCUAUCUAUCUAAAUCUCGCUGGCAAGGUCUUUUCAAAUCUAUCUACAUUGUUUCGAAUCUGUCUACUUCGCCGUUCAUCCAAGAAAACACGUGA
Messenger RNA from Acanthosepion pharaonis, 735 nucleotides. Lineage: Eukaryota; Metazoa; Mollusca; Cephalopoda; Sepiida; Sepiidae. The record is from the annotation of a GenBank genome assembly.